AUGUCAGGAAUUACUAAACCUGUCAACCUGUACUCGGUUGCCGAACUCAGAAAUGCCACUGAUGAUGCUCUACCAUUGGCGCUAUCCAAACUGGGAUACGAACAGAGUUUUUCACUGAUUGAUACGAAACUGGCUAUCGGUUACGUUGCCACAAUUUUGGCUGGAUCACUCUAUUAUUUGGAGAAAAAAUAUAACAACGAUUUCUCCAACUUGACCUACUACUACUCAAUGGUUGCACUGGUUGUGGGAUAUUUCGCUUUGAAUGGAUUGUUGUGGCUACACGGAAAAUAUAGGGAGAAAGACAUUAAAUACGUUGGAAUCAACAAGAAUAACCAAAAGAAGAUUUCAAUUGAGGCCCGGGUUGAAAAUAAUACCACGCCAAUCUACAAAGUCACUGUGAUUGAAAAUAAUAGAUUACUUGGGAAGCAGGAUAUUCCGUUCACAGGCAUAUUUGACGAGGAUGGGUUUAUUCAUAUUGAUCAGUUGGUUGAGAUCUUUACUAGACUAUUACAAGAGAAAGAGAAAUGA
Molecule: messenger RNA, 528 nt
Organism: Komagataella phaffii GS115
Lineage: Eukaryota; Fungi; Ascomycota; Pichiomycetes; Pichiales; Pichiaceae
Product: Subunit of signal peptidase complex (Spc1p, Spc2p, Spc3p, Sec11p)
Exons: 1
Coding region: 1-528 (175 amino acids)
Biological process (GO): protein targeting to ER
Cellular component (GO): membrane; signal peptidase complex
Source: RefSeq, a predicted model, not a curated record